Molecule: messenger RNA, 5803 nt
Organism: Scatophagus argus
Lineage: Eukaryota; Metazoa; Chordata; Actinopteri; Scatophagidae
Product: atrial natriuretic peptide receptor 1-like
Exons: 22
Coding region: 742-3993 (1083 amino acids)
Biological process (GO): protein phosphorylation; receptor guanylyl cyclase signaling pathway; intracellular signal transduction
Cellular component (GO): membrane
Molecular function (GO): peptide receptor activity; ATP binding; guanylate cyclase activity
Source: RefSeq, a predicted model, not a curated record
CCUCCCUCCCUCCCAGCUCUCCGCCCUGACAGACCUCAGGCGGUCAGCGGACUUGACAACAACACUCACAGUUUAUCACACGUUUUCAUUGAAGCGCGGAUGAUGUGGAGCGGAACAAAUCUCAGUCCGGAUUAGAAGGCAGCUGUGAGCUCCGCUGAACCGUUUUUAACGGAUUGACCUGCCGGAUUCCAGCGUUUCCCUGACUCUGAACCGGAAUGUGUGGCCAUCCGCCCUCUGAGCUCCAGCACCUCAGCCGCUGUGGACGGAAACGUGCGGACUGUUGCGUUUCAACUUUGCGCGUUUAAACCUUUCUUGAAGCACGUGAAGGGCGGCCGGGACUCGCGCCCUGAGCCCACGUAUGGCAGGUGAACACUCAAGUUUGAGACAGAAAAUGAGAUGAUGGAGACGCUGGCUUUGAACAAUGAGAUAUUUUUCGCUUCCCUCCGCCGACAGCAGCUGAUCUUUAAACUUCCAAACGCGGCCUCUCCUGCACCUUGUAAAACCCACCUCCACGAGGGACUGCCGUGACGCGUGGCGCAGACAUCGGCGGGGAUUUGAUUUGUGAAAUUCGGUCAUAUUUGUGGAUAUUUUCUUCAGAAGCGGACUUCGCGUCAGACGUGUGACGGAACCCCGCGCGCCGCUCACCCGACGCCCGACGGACGGCACGCGCCCGGUAUGGCGGGUUAGCUGGUUCACCAUCACCGCCUCCACCCAUUUCAAAUCACCAAACUUAGAGUCAACAUGCAGAGGAAACCAGACUCCUUCCGAGGUAACUUGGAUAAAUUAUUCAGCUGUGGUGGAAGUGGACUACCUGCUGAGCAGAGGAUGGCCUGUUGGAAGGAGGGCCCCGCUCUCCUGCUGGUUCUGCUGGUUCUGCUGGGCCCACAGCCGGUCGCCGGUGGAUCGUCUCAACACCAUAAAGAAAACAUCACGCUGGCCAUCAUUUUACCACAGAGCAACACAGAUUACCCUUGGGCUUGGCCUCGCAUCGGUCCUGCUUUAGAGCGGGCUGUCAAAAUCGUGAACGCUGACCCCACCUUGCUCCCUGACCACCACCUUACCUACGCUUUCAAGAACAGCGAAGACAAGGACGGCAUCUGCUCCGAGUCCGUCGCCCCACUCAUGGCCGUGGACCUUAAAGUGGACUAUGACCCAUGGGCAUUCAUCGGGCCCGGCUGCUCCUACACGUCCUCCCCUGUUGGCCUCUUCACCACCCACUGGGGCAUUCCCAUGGUUACUGCGGGGGCCCCGGCCGUGGCUUUUUACGGCGAGGUUUACCCGUCCAUCACCAACACCGGCCCCACCCACAAGAAGCUUGGGAAAUUUGCCCUGAGGAUCUGCGAGCGCUUUGGGUGGCGAGAGCACGUGAUGCUCAUGUUCAGUGACAACAAGGUGGAUGACCGGCCGUGUUACUUUGCCAUGGAGGGUUUGUACACGGAGCUGAAGAGUAUCAACAUUAGCCUCGUCGACAGGGUGUUCGAAGAGAACAAGCCGCCGGUCAACUACUCGCACAUCCUCUCUGAAAUUCAGAACGACGGUCGCGUGGUGUUUGUCUGCUGCUCACCCGACAUCUUCAGGAAGUUGAUGGUCCACUUUUGGCGGGCUGAUCUUCCUCACGAGCAGUACGUCUUCUUCUACAUCGACGUGUUUGGAGACAGUCUGAACUCCAAACAGGGGCAGCCGUGGGCGCGUGGUGACCACGAUGACGUCAUCGCCAAGGAGGCCUUCCAGAGCGUGAAGAUCCUGACGUACCAAGAGCCUCAGAACCCCGAGUACAAAGAGUUUGUGAGCAACCUGAGGACGGACGCCAAGAAGAUGUUCAACUACACCAUCAAGGACUCACUGAUGAACAUCAUAGCUGGAGGUUUUUACGACGGCCUGAUGCUCUACACUCACGCUCUGAACGAGACCUUGUCGCUGUCCGGCGGUCGGCCCGCAGGCAGAGACGUCACCGAGAGGAUGUGGAACCGAACCUUCCACGGGGUGACAGGAGUCGUCCAGCUGGACGAGAACGGGGACAGAGAGACAGACUUCGCCCUGUGGGACAUGAUCGACACCAACACCAGCGCCUUCCAGAUGGUUUUGGUGUACAACAGUUUGGAGGAGCAGCUGACUGCUGUGCCUGGAACCACCCUGCACUGGCUGGGUGGAGUUUGUCCUCCUGAUGUCCCCGUCUGUGGCUUCAAGAACGACAACCCGAUCUGCCUCGCAAAGACGAUCACCAUCCACCAGAUGGUUUCCAUCGUGCUUUUCUUCAUCUUCACGAUGACCCUCACUGUCACCGUCUUCAUCUACAGGAGGAUGAAGCUGGAGAGGGAGCUGGUGGCUCAGCUCUGGAGGAUUUCAUGGGACGACAUCCAAAUGAGCAACAUGGACAAAGUGCUGCGCAGCGGCAGCAGGAUGACACUGUCAUUGAGAGGCUCUAACUACGGCUCCCUCAUGACUGGAGAUGGAGUCCUGCAGGUUUUUGCAAAGACGGGAUACUACAAGGGAAACAUCGUGGCCAUCAAAUACAGCAACAGGAAACGCAUCGAGCUGAACAGGAAGGUCCUGUUUGAACUCAAACACAUGCGAGAUGUUCAGAACGAACAUCUGACCAGGUUCAUUGGAUCGUGCAUCGACCCUCCCAACGUCUGUGUCAUCACAGAGUACUGUCCCAGAGGUAGUCUGCAGGACAUCUUGGAGAACGACAGCAUCACUCUGGACUGGAUGUUCAAAUAUUCCCUCAUUAACGACAUCGUCAAGGGCAUGGUCUUCCUCCACAACAGCGUCAUCUUCUCUCACGGUAAACUCAAGUCGUCCAACUGUGUCGUGGACAACCGCUUCGUCCUGAAGAUCACAGACUACGGUUUGUCCAGCUUCCGAUCUGACGACGACUCGGGAAAAGACGCUCACGCCUACUACGCCCAGAGGCUGUGGAUGGCUCCAGAGCUGCUGAGGAUGGAGUCUCCUCUUCCUCAGGGAACUCAGAAAGGAGACGUCUACAGCUUCGGCAUCAUCCUCCAGGAGGUGGCGCUGCGCAGAGGAGCCUUUUACCUGGAGGGAGACCCGCUCAGCCCCAAAGAGAUCGUGGACCGGGUGGUCCUGGGCGAGUGGCCCUGCCUCAGACCGACCGUCGACCCCCAGAGCCACAGCCCCGAGCUGGGUCAGCUGAUGCAGCGCUGCUGGGCCGAGGAGCCCACAGAGAGGCCAGAGUUCAACCACAUCCGCCUGCUGCUGCGCAAACAGAACAAGGAGUCGAGGACCAACAUCCUGGACAACCUGCUGUCCCGCAUGGAGCAGUACGCCAACAACCUGGAGGAGCUGGUGGAGGAGCGAACCCAAGCUUAUCAUGAGGAGAAACGCAAGGCCGAAGCCCUCCUGUACCAGAUACUACCACACUCAGUGGCCGAGCAGCUGAAACGAGGUGAGACGGUUCAGGCCGAAGCCUUCGACUCCGUCACCAUCUACUUCAGCGACAUCGUGGGCUUCACAGCCAUCUCAGCAGAGAGCACCCCGAUGGAGGUGGUGACUCUGCUGAAUGACCUCUACACCUGUUUCGAUGCCAUCAUCGACAACUUCGAUGUUUACAAGGUGGAGACCAUCGGCGAUGCCUACAUGGUGGUGUCAGGGCUGCCGGUGAGGAACGGGAAGCUGCACGGCAGAGAGAUCGCCCGUAUGGCCCUCGCCCUGCUGGACGCCGUCCGAACCUUCAAGAUUCGCCACCGACCAGAAGAACAGCUGAAGCUGAGGAUUGGAAUACACAGCGGUCCGGUGUGUGCCGGAGUGGUGGGUCUGAAGAUGCCACGUUACUGUCUGUUUGGUGACACCGUCAACACGUCGUCACGUAUGGAGUCCAGCGGAGAAGCGCUGAAGAUCCACGUGUCGGCGGCGACCCGUGACGUCCUGCUGGAGUUCAACUGCUUCCAGCUGGAGCUGAGAGGAGAGAUCGACAUCAAGGGCAAAGGGAAGAUGACCACCUAUUGGCUUCUGGGAGAGAGUGACAGCCAAUGACAAUACUCCUCAGACAGGAGGACGACGGAGGACAGAGACAAGGAGGAGGUAUAGAGAGAAACAAAGUAGAGAAGAAGAAGAUCAUGAUGAAGGACAGUAGAAGAGGUUCCUCUGCAGGCGUCACAGGUCGUCGUGUCCUGAGGACUCGUCGCCUGCUGGUUGGUUUUUUAUUUCUGAACAAAAGAGACCUGGAAGGUUUCAGACUUCACCACACGUGAAGGAAAAGCCGCAAAAAUUACAGAAGGGAGAAGAACAUGUGAGGAAGCGACGCACAGAAAAUGACAGGAAGCUGCAGGACUCGCACUGUGCACCUGAAAGACCAGAACGUGGAUUUAAAUAAAGGAGCAAAGACAGAAAUGUUAACACACUCCUGACAUUCUGUGUUCCAGAUCUUUUAUGUUGCAUCUGAGAUGUUUAGAGUUUAGAGUCGAUUUGAAUUCUCUGUCUCAGAGGUUGAAAGUCCAAAGUUCAAAAGAGAAUUUUCCCUUUGGUGUCCACUGCUAACAUUAGUAAAUGUGUCCAGAAUCUGAAGCAGGUGUUUCUCAGGCCUGCUGGGGACCAUCUACAUCCUCAAUCCCUCACAAAACUAUUGGAGGUGAGGGCGUUACCCAGACGCACCUUUGCCAGAACAACAAGACAUCACAUACAGGACUUUCUGCCUCUUUUGCUCUCCAGACAGUCGAUUACCUGCAUGCAGCCAAAGCCUGCUCAGAUGUGACUGGUCACUUUUACAGACAGAAUCCAGAACCUUUCCGAUACCAAAAUCUUGUCCCCUAAGGUUCUGAGUUCAUAUGCAGGUUAGUGAGGACAGUUGUAGAGGAUGCUUUCACCCUAACGGCCACAAGGGGCAACAGUGAGCCGAUUCAACACUCAAACACAAACAUCAACAAGCAACUUCAAGAUAAAGAGAUUUAGGGAAAAGUUCGGGAAUGAAGACUAACUGGGUGUUUGACAAAUCUACGUCUGGUUAACUUCCCCCAUAUCUGAAGAGCUGCUUCCUGGAGCUUUGGGCUAUUUGCAGUAUUAGGAAGCUAAACACAAUGUUUAGUUUUGCAAAGUUAGAGGAGCCAAAAAAUAAAGAAAUAAUUUGGCUGCAGCUCCUCCUCAUCUCUUACAAAUAAAUAAAAGUUGACUGUAAAUAUAGAAAUGUCUCUGUAUAUAAAUGAAAAAGUGAUGUGUAGUUUUGUUUCUGCUCAGAACGUCACACGAGCUGCUUUUUGUACAAUUAAACAGUUCAAGUUCAGUUGGACGCUAACGGCACGUCUGCCUGGCGGACUGGUGGGGUUCAAACCCGUGACGUCUCAGCUGCAGGACAGUUUUCAGUCAUCUGUCCGUUCAGACGUCUUCCUGACGUCCAGGACUGAAACACCCUGAGCAGCACAUGAGACCAGAGCUGUUAGUGGAACUGAAAAACCCUCAAAAUGUGUCUCAACAUAUGAAAAAUCCUGAUAUUUUUAUAUAGUAGCAUUACAUGAGUAUUAAUAUGGAGAGUGCAGUUUCAGAGUAUACAUCUAAUUUUAAAAUGACCAUUAACUGAAACUCAUCACUGUGUAUCUGUAAGAGGUCAUCACAGGUCAACUCAUUGUGUUCAUUCUUCUGUCAGCCAUUUUGUGCGACCAGUUUGAACCGGUUGGUAUCGUCUUCUCUCUCGAUGUUUCAUUUCGCCUCCGGUGCCAUUUUGCAUCCCUGCAUCAGGCUAACGGUUAGCUUCCAGCGGGAUUCAGAAACGUGAUAAUGAGCCAUUUGUGGUAAGCGGGGAUCAAACCAGCAGUGUUCGUUUGUACUGACCUGAAUAAAGUGCUGUGCUGAG